CAAAAAAAAAAAAAAAAAAAAACGACGGAAAAAAUAUCCACUCUCCACCUAAAGCGACGCCGUUUUACUUGCUCCUCUUCCUUCAUCCUCUUACUCUUCUCCAAUCUAAACUGAAUCAAGAUUGUCAAAUGAUCCACUGCUUGUGGUGUCCAGUAAAUUGAGUUGCUGGUUACAAAUUGGUAAAGUUAGGACAACAGUGGUGGCACGCAUUUCUAUGCUUUUAAGAAGAUAUAGCAAUGCAGUAAUCUCAUUCUGAGGUUCUAUGCUUUCGUAAUUUCCAAUUGUUUUGGUGGAAUUAGAUGGAUGUUUCCUCAACACAGAGAAAUACUGAAAGUCGAGCUGAUACCUACCCAUUGUUAAUGGAGCGAACUGACGGUCUUAACGGUAGUGAGCACAUUAUUGACAUACAAAGGAAUAAUGAUGCCUCCCCAUCAACGUCUAAUGAUAGAACUGCUAGUGGUUCGGAAGCCUCUUCAAGUGAAGACAGACCUUCAACCAGUGUGAGAAUGCCUGUUUCUCACUCUUCAACUAAUGUAUCAAACUCUUGGAACCAAUCGUCAAUAAGGAGAGGGGAAGCUCGUAGACGUAGGAGUCCUUUGAACUCUGGUUUAUGGAUUUCUGUUGAAUUGGUUCUCACAAUUAGUCAGAUUGUUGCAUCUAUUGUUGUUUUGUCCGUGUCAAGGGAUGAGAAUCCUCGAACACCACUAUUUGAAUGGAUUGUUGGUUAUGCAUCCGGAUGUGUUGCAACCCUUCCUCUUCUUUAUUGGCGUUUCCGUCAUCGUAAUCAGGGAUUGGAGCAGGAUUCAGCUCAGCCUCGUCAAGGUUCUACUCAUAUUAGUGUCCCAGCGGGGCCCUAUUCUGUUUCCGUCAGCAGGAACUCAGAAGCAGAUGAUCGCCGAGCUGCUGCUACAUCACCAAGAGGUGGCCAAAGUGCUGGAGCAGUAAAUGGCAGACUCAAGACUUUAGUUGAGUACUUCAAAAUGGUAUUGGAUUGCUUUUUCGCAGUCUGGUUUGUAGUUGGCAAUGUCUGGAUUUUUGGAGGGCAUUCAUCUGCUAACGAGGCUCCAAAUAUGUAUAGGUUAUGUAUAGUGUUUCUUACCUUUAGCUGCCUUGGAUAUGCUAUGCCCUUCAUUCUGUGUGUGACAAUUUGCUGUUGCUUGCCCUGUAUAAUUUCUCUUCUUGGGUUUAGAGAAGAUCUUGGGCAGAGCAGAGGAGCUACUCCCGAAUCCAUUGAUGCACUGCCAACAUACAAGUUCAAGCUGAAUAAAAAUAGGAAUAUUGAUGAUAGAGAGAGCGACGGUGGAAUUGUGGCUGCAGGAACAGAACAAGAGCGUGCAAUCUCGGGAGAAGAUGCUGCUUGCUGUAUCUGUUUGGCAAAAUAUGCAAACAACGAUGAACUGAGAGAGCUACCAUGUUCUCAUUUUUUCCACAAGGAGUGUGUGGAUAAAUGGCUGAAGAUCAACGCAUCAUGUCCUCUUUGCAAGAGUGAGGUUGGUGAAAGUAUUACGAGUUCAGUGUCUGGUUCAAAUUCUAGCCAGGGACAGGCUGAGGGAAGUGUGGGUAAUGGCUUGGCCACCACCAUAUUCUGAUCUUCAUAAUAGUGGAGCAAUCGCCCAGAUAGAUGAUCGGACUGCCAAUUGGGAGAGUGGAUGAGAGAGAGUUGUAGACAUGUCUGCCAUUGGAUUUGCUUUUGGAAAACCUUAUCACAUUGAAUGCUUUUGACAAAAGGGGGAAGAAAGAGAUAAAAGAUGGCAAUUGUUUUUUAUGUAGUUCUUUCUUUGUGCUUGUACAUUCGAAAUUUGCAACGGAAAAUUGCAUGGUCACAGAUUUUUAAAGUAGAAUUUUUAUAUUUCUGGAGUUAUCUUUUUAAUAAUACAGAAUUUUUAAAAUUUUAUA
This is a messenger RNA of Jatropha curcas, 1896 nucleotides long. Its product is annotated as C3H4 type zinc finger protein. Gene Ontology annotation, molecular function: zinc ion binding. The record is from RefSeq and is a predicted model, not a curated record. Lineage: Eukaryota; Viridiplantae; Streptophyta; Magnoliopsida; Malpighiales; Euphorbiaceae.